CCCCUCCCUUGUUGGUUUUCAGGGACGUCAUUCUGCGUUUGUCGACCCGCCCUAUAGGCUAUCUGAAGUAUGAAGCGGUGAAUUGUGAAUGGUUCACAGUUCGGCUGUAAGCACAACGGAUUUCGCUUACAGUAGGACCGCAAGUGUUUUCAUGGCUAUAUUCAAACGCCGAGCAAACAGUGUGUUCACGUCUGCCGGGUAGCGAUGCUUAAACCCUGCAUACUGUCUCCCAACACUUCUGCUGCCAUUCAGCUGGAAGAGCCGAAAAGGUGGCUGAUGUGACAUUACUUCUAUGCUGUGCUCAGUUUAUUGUUCUGGUCCCAGACAGACGCGGAUGAGAAAUUGUGUAAGAAGAUGUUGAGUCGACUGAUGAGCGGCAGCAUCCGGAAUCUAGAAAGAGAAUACAACUGUACCGUCAGGCUUCUGGAUGAUACCGAAUACACCUGCACGAUUCAGAGAGACGCGAAGGGCCAGUUUCUGUUCGACCUGAUCUGCCACCACCUGAACCUGCUGGAGAAGGAUUACUUUGGCAUCAGAUAUGUGGACCCCGACAAGCAGAGGCACUGGCUAGAGUUCACAAAAUCAAUUGCCAAGCAAAUGAAAUCUCAGCCACCUUUCACCAUGUGUCUGAGGGUCAAGUUCUACCCACCGGACCCUGCAGCGCUUAAAGAGGAAAUCACCAGAUAUCUAGUCUUCCUGCAGAUCAAGAGAGACCUGUACCACGGCCGGCUCCUGUGCAAGACGUCGGACGCCGCCAUGUUGGCCGCCUUCAUCCUGCAAGCGGAGAUCGGCGACUACGACCCCGGGAAGCACCCCGAGGGUUACAGCUCCAAGUUCCAGUUCUUCCCCAAGCACUCGGAAAAGCUGGAGCGGAGGAUCGCUGAAAUACACAAGACCGAGCUGAUAGGACAGACUCCCGAAACGUCCGAGUUGAAUUUCCUGCAAAAAGCACAGAUGCUGGAGACGUAUGGAGUGGAUCCUCACCCAUGCAAGGACGUGUCUGGGAACCCGGCUUUCCUGGCCUUCACACCGUUCGGCUUCGUCGUGCUGCAGGGGAACAAGAGGGUCCACUUCCUUAAAUGGACUGAGGUGACCAAACUCAAGUUUGAAGGAAAGACAUUUCAUAUAUAUGCAAAUCAGAAAGAGGACAGAAAGAUCAUCCUGACGUACUUCGCUCCGACGCCAGAGGCCUGCAAGCACCUGUGGAAGUGUGGCGUAGAGAACCAGGCUUUCUACAAGCUGGAGAAGUCCAGUCAGGUGCGGACGGUGUCCAGCAGUAACCUCUUCUUUAAGGGGAGUCGGUUCCGAUACAGUGGCCGAGUCGCGAAAGAAGUGAUGGAGCAGAGCGCGAAAAUCAAGAGGGACCCCCCCGAAAUACACAGGGCCGGCCUGGUGCCCAGCAGGAGCUGCCCCUCCAUCACCCACGGCCCCCGCCUGACCAGCGUCCCCCGCACCCGCCGGAGAGCCGUGCACAUAUCCAUCAUGGAGGGUCUGGAGUCCUUGCGGGACAGCGCCCACUCCACGCCGGUGCGCUCCGUCUCCCACGGCGACUCCUUCCUGCCGCGCUCGCGCAGCGCGAUGCCGGACGGCGCCGAGGGGCCCUCCGUGAUCUCGGACGAGGCCUACAGCCCGUCGGACAGCGUGCUGCCCACCCCCGUGGCCGAGCACGGCGGCCUGGAGCUGGCCCUGGCGCGCCAGAACAACGGCGCCCCCUGCAGCAUCGAGGAGGAGUUGGAGGCGGGGACCCCCGCCGGGGGCGGCGGCGAGCCGGGGGCUGACGGCAGGGGGGGGGCCGGCGCCCGCUCCGAAGCGGAACAGGUGAAUAAGUUUGUUUUAAGCGUGCUCCGUCUGCUCCUUGUGACCGUGGGACUCCUCUUUGUGUUGCUCCUCCUCCUGAUCGUUCUGACCGAGUCCGACAUUGACGUGGCGUUUCUACGCGAUAUCCGCCAGACGCCCGAGUUCGAGCAGUUCCAUUACGAAUACUUUUGUCCCCUCAGGCGAUGGUUUGCCUGCAAGUUCAGCUGGCUGGGCGGGACAACCGUUAACCAGUGAAACUGAGGGAGAGGGGCCCCACACUGGGGCUGUGCCCUGGGCCCCGUCCUCCUCCCCCCCUCCCCCUCCUUCCCCAA
This is a messenger RNA of Anguilla anguilla (European eel), 2129 nucleotides long. RefSeq names its product FERM domain-containing protein 5. The transcript has 14 exons. Lineage: Eukaryota; Metazoa; Chordata; Actinopteri; Anguilliformes; Anguillidae. The record is from RefSeq and is a predicted model, not a curated record. Gene Ontology annotation, cellular component: cytoskeleton. Bases 355 to 2052 code for a protein of 565 amino acids.